This is a messenger RNA of Rhagoletis zephyria (snowberry fruit fly), 2848 nucleotides long. RefSeq names its product DDB1- and CUL4-associated factor 6-like. Gene Ontology annotation, molecular function: protein binding. The record is from RefSeq and is a predicted model, not a curated record. Gene Ontology annotation, cellular component: Cul4-RING E3 ubiquitin ligase complex; cytoplasm. NCBI's taxonomy places the organism in Eukaryota, Metazoa, Arthropoda, Insecta, Diptera, Tephritidae. Gene Ontology annotation, biological process: positive regulation of transcription by RNA polymerase II.
UAACGUUUUGAAAGAGCCAAAUGACGUUAGCAAAACAACAAUGGGCAUGGAAAGAUAGAAUUGAAAAGUAAACAAAAAUAUAAACAACAGCGCAAAGAAGAAAACAGAAUAAUUAUUAUACAAAGCAAACACAAAGAAUACGUUCAUUGGCAAAUGUGAAGUGUGGAAGUGGACGGGUCGGAUGGAAUUGUCAAGAAUCACUACGGAAGUCGAGCAAGUGGAUAAGUGAAAAAAUAAUUUGACAAUUUGUGGUGCUGAGAAACAAAUUUAUACAAAUGUGUACAUAAAACUUCAAAAUAAAUUGCAAAGGUGUUUAAUAGACGACCAUAGAUCUCGGAUAUUAAGGAAAAUGAGAUUUUAAGAUUCUGCACCUCCUGCUUUACGUGGAUGGACCAUAGUUAAAACCCUAGGCACGCUUACUACAUUGAAUCUGUAAAGAAUGUCGCGCGAUCGUUUAAACAAGGAGAGCGUGUUCAGAAGUGUAUUUAACCAAAGUUUGCACUCACCGCGAUCUGUGACACUCAACUACAUAGCCAGCACUAAAGAUUCACUUGAUUAUGUGCAACGCCUGGGAUUGAUGAGUCGCUUGCAUGUGCAUUCUGGUUGUGUAAAUACUGUGUGCUGGAAUAAUACAGGCGAGUUCUUGUUAUCGGGAAGUGACGAUCAGUGUGUAGCCAUAACGAACCCGCAUAAUCAAGAAGUGUUGCUGAAGUAUAAAACUGCACAUCGAGCGAAUAUUUUUAGUGCGCGAUUUAUGCCACGAACGGAUGGUCAUUCGAUUGUUUCUUGUUCCGGCGAUGGCAUUGUAUUGCAUACUGAGUUAUUGGCACCAUAUAUCCGCCGACAGAAAACAACUCCAAGUAACAAUAUCAACAGUGCAAUCACUUCCACUAGGAAUGUAGAUCCGAUGCUACCUAUCUAUGAGCAUAACGAGAAUGAGGCUAAAUUGAGCUUUUUUAAUUGCCAUAAAAGUGGUACAACAUACGAGGUAUUGACCAUACCUUCGGAACCGCGAUCGUUCAUGAGCUGUGGAGAGGACGGUACAGUACGACUAUUUGAUUUGCGGCAAACAUCGAGCUGUCAUAAGACUUGUUGUAAGGAUAACAUACUUAUAUUUAGUCCGUCGGCAGUGAAUGCCAUGGAUCUCUCGCCUAUCAGCAACUACUAUGUGGCUGUGGGUAGUUCCGAUGCAAUUGUGCGUGUCUAUGAUCGUCGUUAUUUGUCGGUGAUCGAUUUUAGCGACAGUUCCAUACCCACUACUGAGAGGCAUACGCGGCCAAUUAAAGCCUACCCUAUUCCGAUGACUACGAAUCGACAAUAUCGCAUCACUUGCGUUAAAUAUAGCCCGGAAGAGUCUGAACUGCUUGUGAGCUACUCUUCGGAGUAUUUGUAUCUGUUUGACCUACGUCGAGAUGGCGUUGACGUAAGCACGCUAUACGAGAAGGGUUGCGCGACCGAUGCGAGUAGUUCAUCACCUCCGCCUGCAUUAACAGCCGAACAAGUGACGAGGAGAUUGCGUUUGCGUGGCGAUUGGUCCGACACUGGACCGGAUGCGCGGCCGGAAAACUAUCCACGGGGGCGUGUCGAGAUAGGACAGGUGCGCCCACAGUUACAAGCAAACAUUAUGAGUCGCAUGACAGAAGUUAUCUCUCGCAUGCUAAAUGAUCCACGAACGCGCAUGGGCUUAUCAGGCCAAGCCCAAGAGCUGAACCGUGAGAAUCAAGCAUCACUUUUAGCUGCAGUGGCGAGAGAGACAGCGGAAGACUCAACCCCGUCAACAUCUGGUGCCUAUUGGCGAAGAGUUGCCAGUCGUUUGCACACCUCACGCACGAUAACCGUCAACGCUCCACAAUCUGAUGUUAUUCCGACUCAAACUGUGAGUGCAUCUAAUGUAGCCGCUGACAGCAAUAUGGCGGUAGAUGAAAAUACUACUGGAGCACCCUCAGAAUCGACGGGAACGCUUACUGCUGAUACUGCUGAUACUGCUAACGAUAGCAGUGAAAGCCCACAAAGUAUUCAGUUUCGUGACGAUGAAGCCGAUACUCUGAAUGAAGAGCUUGCAGAACUAGAUAUGCAAGCUAAGGAAGUUGUUUUCGACUAUCUGCGUAUGAAAUAUAUUGGGCAUAGAAAUGCGCGCACGAUGAUCAAGGAGGCUAACUUUUGGGGUCACAAUUAUGUGAUGUCGGGGUCCGAUUGUGGGCACAUUUUCACAUGGGACCGUCGUACUGGAAAACUUGUAAUGCUAAUGCAAGGUGAUCAACAUGUCGUAAACUGUUUACAACCCCAUCCUGAGCUACCUUAUUUAGCCAGCUCAGGGAUUGACUAUGAUGUUAAAAUAUGGGCGCCCAUUUUGGAGCAUGCCAACUUUGACGAAGAGGUGGCUGAAGAUCUCAUGAAACGCAAUGCAAUAAUGCUUGAGCAAACUAAGGAUACCAUCACUGUACCAGCGGCGUUCAUGAUUCGACUACUGGCAUGCAUUCACUCGUUGCGGAACCGUGAACGUAUUCUUAAUCCCGAAGAGAGCAAUAAUACCCCCCAGCAACCUGGGAACGCAGGCAAUGAGCCAGAUAUUUCGAUGUCGAAUGAAGCUGGUGGUGUAGACUUAGAGGCUACGAAUACAAAUGAUAUUGAAGAAAGGAAUAGUUCUGAAUAACAAAAAUAAAAAGCAAAUAGGUAAAUGAAUGUAUUAACAUAUGCACACGCGUGUCGAUUAUAUAUUAGCGGAAGUCCGAAUUGAUUUCAUGAUUUACAAUAUUCAUUGUGUGAUUUUUACAUGGAUAAAAACUUAGACUUUCAUAUUUAAAUUACAAACAAAAUAAAAAAGGCAGUUAAUCUCAUCUAAUUAAAU